CCGGAAGAGUCCGUAGCUAGCAGAAACAUGGCGAACGUAGCGGUUGCUGCAGCUGCGGCAGCAGCGGCGGGUAGAGAUCCUGCUGUGGAUAGAUCUUUACGAUCUGUUUUUGUUGGGAAUAUUCCAUAUGAAGCAACAGAAGAGCAGCUGAAGGACAUUUUUUCAGAAGUUGGCCUGGUGGUCAGUUUUAGGUUGGUAUAUGACAGAGAAACAGGUAAACCUAAAGGAUAUGGGUUCUGUGAAUAUCAAGACCAAGAGACAGCACUCAGUGCAAUGCGCAACUUGAAUGGUCGAGAAUUCAGUGGUAGAGCUCUACGAGUGGACAAUGCCGCCAGUGAGAAAAACAAAGAAGAGUUAAAGAGUUUGGGAACUGGUGCACCAGUUAUCGAGUCACCAUAUGGGGAGCCUUGUCAACCUGAAGAAGCUCCAGAGUCGAUAAGUCGUGCUGUCGCCAGCUUGCCACCGGAGCAAAUGUUUGAACUCAUGAAGCAAAUGAAGCUGUGUGUACAGAAUAGCCCCCAAGAAGCUAGGAAUAUGCUCCUUCAGAAUCCACAACUAGCAUAUGCCUUGCUGCAAGCACAGGUGGUGAUGAGGAUUGUUGAUCCUGAAAUCGCUCUGAAAAUGCUUCAUUGCCAAACAAACAUUCAGCCCCUGAUUCCUAAUGCUCAGACUGUAACUGUUCCAGGCCCGCAACCUCUCACUCAGCCAAAUCCUCCCGUGUCACAGGCUCAGCCAAUGGCUGGAAUGCACAUGAAUGGUGCCCCUCAAAUGAUACAACCUCCACAGAUGGUUGCAGGACCAGUCCCUGUUGGGCCAGGAGAUAUGUGUUUUGAAGGUGCUAUGCAACCACAGAUUGUUAUUCCUCAAGGCACAAUACCUAUGGACAGAGGGCAAGGUAAAGUGUCUUCUGUUGUAAAACCAUGUAUUUAUAUGUAUACUUAUACAAUAAUAGUAAGUACUUCAGAAACUCUAAUCUGCCUUACUUUAGCAGUUGAAAAUGAAAGGUAGCAAUAAAACAUAUUAGUUCGUAUAACUGAUUCAUACAUUACCAUUGAGUUAUAUUGUUUUUAUUUAUU
Messenger RNA from Polypterus senegalus (gray bichir), 1076 nucleotides. RefSeq names its product cleavage stimulation factor, 3' pre-RNA, subunit 2 (gene cstf2). Gene Ontology annotation, molecular function: mRNA binding. The transcript is spliced from 8 exons. Lineage: Eukaryota; Metazoa; Chordata; Cladistia; Polypteriformes; Polypteridae. The record is from RefSeq and is a predicted model, not a curated record. Bases 28 to 1008 code for a protein of 326 amino acids. Gene Ontology annotation, cellular component: mRNA cleavage and polyadenylation specificity factor complex.